Glarea lozoyensis ATCC 20868 is the source of this 603-nucleotide messenger RNA. RefSeq lists its product as uncharacterized. Lineage: Eukaryota; Fungi; Ascomycota; Leotiomycetes; Helotiales; Helotiaceae. The coding region runs from base 1 to 603 and encodes 200 amino acids. The transcript has a single exon. The record is from RefSeq and is a predicted model, not a curated record.
AUGCCUGUUUCCACCACAUCCAACUCCAGCGUAUCCUCUGAUUUGACAGCCUCAAACAUGGAGUUCACUGACGAUUUUACUAUCAAGCUUCCUGCAGAACUUGAGAUUAUGCUUUUUGAGGCACUUAUCGCAGUCAUCGGUCCUCGUCGCGUUCCGGUCUGGCCCAAAAGUAAAGGCUGCAUAGUUCCUGUCGUCUUCCAUAUCAACAAGGAAAGCCGGGAAAUUGCGAUGAAACAAUACUCCCGUUUUACGUUCGACAGGUGUGACGAUGCUGAUUAUGCUGGUUACUACGAUACUGAUUACGACUCUUUUGCGUUCUUCUUCAAUCUCAGCAAAGACAACCUCUUCGUCAACCUCUCUCCAGAGGGGCUAGCUAUCUACGCAGCACAAUGCCAUGAUUACUACACUGAUACCAUCUGUAGCCUCCUCCCCUUCCUGACCAUGGGCGAUGACUUGGCAGAACCCUAUGACCAGCCCGACCUUUGGCUUCGCAACGAUCACCUCAUAAACCGCAUCCAGCAUCUCACUCUUCCACAAUGGGCACUAGAAGCAGAAUUUCCAGAUCAAUGGUCGGGUCCGGACCAUCCCUAUGACUGGAAGUAA